AUGCAUCUUAUUCCUUUCCUUAUCCUCCUGGCACCUGCCACGUCAUUGGCCGAGCCAAUGCUCUACAUGUUCCCCACGAAUCCCCAACUCCAUCCCCCGGCAAUGUACCCGAAUCAGCAGUUUAUGAGGGGAAAAGUCCGGGAUUUACCCGAUUCCGGGGUGAUUUAUUUGAAUCGGAUUAAGCCGAUUGCCGCCGAGUUUAAGCAGAAUGUGGCUGAGGUGGAGGUGGAGGUGAAACCGCUGCCAAGGCAUCAGAAUAAACUUCCAUCCUCUUUCGAAAAAUACAAUUCCGUGGAAGAGCGCGCACCACCUCGUCGUUCAACCACCACCACCACAACCACAACUACAGUAGCCCCCCAACCACCAUCUACCCAUCAGCCAAGAUUUUUCGCCGAGACGAAAAUCGAUGACCAGAAGUUGGCAUUCCAAAAACCGGAAAAGUUGUCAGUGCCGGAGGAGGCGGAGCUUGAUCGACUUCUGGAUGAUUUGCUGAAAAAUGACAAUAUUCCAAAGCAAACCCUGCAACUCGCAAAAAUGAAACGAAGCGGUUCGAAACGACACGUCGGCGCCAUCGCCCCAAAACUCAUCGCUUUCGACGGAACCGCCCGUGUCGAAAAGCCACGUGGCAAGACGAAGGCUUACGGUAGUCCAACUUCAGUGAGAUUACAGCCAAAGUAUGCUGUUGGAACAUCUUCCACAAAGAAUCAGGGACCUGACUUCGACCCGUGGGAGCGGAUGGGACAGUAA
Messenger RNA from Caenorhabditis remanei, 747 nucleotides. RefSeq lists its product as uncharacterized. The coding region runs from base 1 to 747 and encodes 248 amino acids. NCBI's taxonomy places the organism in Eukaryota, Metazoa, Nematoda, Chromadorea, Rhabditida, Rhabditidae. The record is from RefSeq and is a predicted model, not a curated record. The transcript has 5 exons.